GAUUCGCGGGAAAAAGUGAAAAAUGGCGACUUGCAUAGUUUGAACUUUAGCGCCUGUACACAUAUUUGCAAGAAGAGACAACUCCUCGCGAAUGGAACGUUACCCUACAGCAGCAACGUUAUUUCGAGUUCCAUCGAGCCUGGACUGGAAGUCUAAGACGGGAGUGUUGUAGUGUUUAAGCAUCCCAGACGCAUCAUGUUGGAGUCCUACAGAGAUGGCUUCUGCACUGGGGAGCCAGAGGAGGUGCUGGAGACCAAGCAUUUACCCCAGAAGAUGGAGAUGGAGCGGAGCCUCACCGACCUGGAAAGCAGCCUGACCGUGGGACAGUAUGUGCUGUGCCGCUGGUCCGAUGGCCUGUACUACCUGGGGAAGAUCCAAAGAGUGAGUACCUCCAAGCAGAGCUGCUUUGUCACUUUUGAAGAUAAUUCUAAAUUCUGGGUUCUCUGGAAGGAUGUGCAGCAUGCUGGAGUUCCGGGGGAGAAGCCAAAAUGCUCUGUCUGUUUUGAAAUGGUGCUGGGGUCCGACAAUCAGAUCCUGAUAUGUGGGAAAUGUGGAAUAGGUUACCACCAGCAGUGUCACCUUCCCCAAGUGGAAACCUCAAAGGAAUUGUCACCUUGGUUUUGCAGGAGGUGCAUCUUUGCUUUAGCUGUGCGGAAAGGGGGAGCUCUUAAAAAGGGCCCCAUAGCAAAAGCUCUGCAGGCCAUGAAGCAAGUGCUCACCUACACCCCAGAUGAGCUGGAGUGGGACUCUCAGCACCGCACGAAUCACCAACAGUGUUAUUGCUACUGUGGAGGACCUGGAGAGUGGUACCUGAAGAUGCUGCAGUGCUUCCGGUGCCAACAGUGGUUCCAUGAGGCCUGUAUCCAGUGUCUACAGGAGUCCAUGAUGUUUGGAGAUAGGUUUUAUUUGUUCAUCUGUUCCGUGUGUAAUAAAGGAGUGGAGUAUGUCAAACGUUUGGCACUGCGAUGGGUGGAUGUAGUGCAUCUGGCUCUCUACAACCUGGGUGUCCAGAGUAAGAAGAAAUACUUUGAGCUUGAAGAGAUCCUCAACUUUGUCAGCAACAACUGGGAGCAUUUUCAGUUAGGCAAGCUCUCCAACACUCCUCCAACAGAAAGAGGCCAACAUCUCCUUGAUGCUCUGAACAACUACAAGAGCAAGUUUCUCUGUGGAAAGGAGAUCAAAAAGAGAAAGUGCAUCUUCCGUCUGAGAACGCGAGUGCCUCCUAACCCUCCUUCCAAACUCUUCCCAGAGAGGGCCCAGAACGAGGGAUGGAGAGGACGAAAGAAAGGCUCGGGCAGGACCAGCUCUCUCCCUGCUGAGAAGAGGAGGAAGAAAAGGUCAAAAUGGCUGCUGGAGGACGCCAUCCCGAAUAACGACCUGACCUCCACCUGGGGCACCAACCAUCACAUGGCCAACAUAUUUGACUUCACAUUGGACGAGUUGCAGAGCCUCAAAAGCACCAGCUCGGGACGGACCUUCAGCCUGGACUUGGACUCCACAGACGCGGCCAGCACGUCCGGGUCCGCCACCACCAGUGCCUCGUAUGAUUUCAGGAAGAACGUUGGCAGCCGUAAGAGGAAACUGCCCACGAGUAACUACACAGUGCUGGUCACUAGGAAGGAGGCGGUGGGGAGUGAGCUGAGCCUACCAGGAGACGAGGCUGCUUCUGGGAUGUUGGACAACGCCAUCGACAGCCAUACCUUUGACAGCAUCAGCGAGGAUGACUCGUCCCUCUCCCACCUCAAGUCCUCCAUCACCAACAUCUUUGGGGCGGCGGGGCGGCUUACCUGCGGAGAGAAGUACCAGGUUCUGGCCCGCAGGGUCACUCCAGAGGGGAAGGUGCAGUAUCUGGUGGAGUGGGAGGGCACCACGCCCUACUGACCUGACCGGCCCAACUGGCUGGAAGAGGGGAGUCAUGGGCUGGAUUGGCCAAGCCAGGUCUACCAAGCUGUGGUGAUUUCAUGUUUGAUGUUGCUUCCUCUUGCUUUACAGUACUCCUUACUUUAGUAUAUAAUAUUAAAAGUAAAAAUAGUUAUCUUCCACCAUAGCUAAGCUGUAUUUUAUUGCAAAUGUUUUGUUUGUAAUACAACCAGAGAAUUUUUCGCUUUGAAUGAACAGAAACUGUAGGUACAUUGCCUGCUUAACACAUUUGGGAAUGUCCUCUUGAACAUUUUGAUUAGUAACACAGUCCAGAUUUUGUUUUGCUUUUGUCUUAUUCUGAAUCUACUUUAAGUAGAAGACUUAAUGAUGGCACUGUAGAGGUGACGUGAUAUGACUCCAGAGUCCAGUAAAGAACAAAACUGAUUCUGAAGGAAGGCAGCAAAGCUUCCAAAAAAGCACUACUAAAGUGGGCUGUCAGUGUCUCUAAAUUCAACUUUGGUGACUGACAAUAAUAUUAUGCUCGAUUUGUUUUUAAGAUUGUAUUUUAGUUCUGUUUUAAACAGUUUCUCUUUUACAGCGAUAUGCCAUAUCUAAGCCACAUUUAACUUGUAACAAGUUAUACCUUGGUCAACUUAGUGUCCCUCUCGAAUACAAAAAAACCCCAUAGUUCAUCAGUUUUAUUUAGUACUGUGAUGCCAAUUGUAAAAGCAGUGUUAUGGUUUUAAAUACAAUAUAAAUACAUGUGAUGUUAUCAGUAGAUAUUCUUUUUUUUUUUUUACUUUACAAUUUCAAAUGUGUUUAGAGCAUGGUUAGGGCACAAGAGACCAAAGCAAAUAUUGCAAGUAUUUUGGAUACUGUUCCUGGUUUUCUGUUUACUGUUAAGUCAGAUAUGCUGACUUAGGUAGUUGGGAUAAGUAGAUGCAAUACUGUUGUAUUUUAUGAAAAUUCAACAUAGAGGAUUGAUAACCUAUUUUAACAUAGUACUUUUAGACACUGUAAGAUCUUUUUUUACAUCUGGAAAGUUGUUAAAAAGAUGAGAGUAUUUCUUUAAUCAUGGACUUUAAGGGUGAGUCUUGGUUUAUGCUCUUACAAUAUCCAAAGAUUUUUUUCAAAUAUUCCUAGCCUCUAUAGAUACUUCUGUUUUGCUUCAAGACAGAUAUAUUGGGCAAUGCGAAACUGUUGGUCUGAUUUCACUCAGUGAAAAAACUGUCCAAGAAGUUCCUUCACAUUUCAUUUUGUUUACUUUUGUUUGUAUCUAAUGAACAUGAUAUAGAAAAUCUUUCAACGUGAAUAAAUAUGAUUAGAAUCAAUGUCAGUACCUAAUGAAAGAAAUAUUGCUUUCCUUUUAACAUUCCUGUUAAUGCUCAUUACCCCCUUCAUUGCACUAUUGACACAUCUUAAACUAUGCAAGAUUGUUUUGUUUUUUCAAUUGAUGUUACUAAAUAACCAAAUAUUAUUUAGCCUACAUAUAGUUAUAAUUGAUUACUACGUACAUUUGUGAUCAAAAGUCACAUGCUAUAUGCAUUGUGUUAUUAAUAAGCAAAGAUGUAAGGUACUUGUAAUAUGUUUCCCCUUCAGCAUUUUGCAACCAUUUAUGCUCUCACUUUCCUUUCAAUUACAGUAUAACUGUAUUCACUCUGAAACAAGCUGUUUAUUUUAUGAGUAGAUUCAUUAUAUAGAUCCUAUGGAGUCUCCGUAAAAUAAAUAUUUUAUGGGUGACUUAAAUUGUGACAGGUCAAUGGUAUACUAUAUGCAGCCUACACAUUUGACUUUUGGUAUGUAGUUGUAUUUAAACAUUUAAAUACAUCACAUUAAUGACUGUAAUGUUUGAUUCUUUACCAUAUCACGUGCCCAGAGCUGUGUACAUAGAAACUGCAUAUAUUUUGCCCAUUUCCUAUGCUUGUUGUUAGAAAUGUUAAAGGACAGUUUCACUUUUUUCCAAAUUUUUGUUUGUUUCCCACACUGAAAGUUGUCAAUAGAAACUGUAAUCCGUAGUUGUAAUAAAACAAACUUAACAAACAUCUGCUAGCUUUAGCCACCACAAUCAAAAAACCAGUGGAGGUAAUCGGGACAUAUUAAUUAUCUUUUUUUAUUGGACAGAUUCAUAUUAAGCUCAAAUGUCCUAAAUACUUACGUUAAUUUAGAGAAAUGUGUGUGGGCUGUAAAAAGAUACAUGAGGUAUGUGUUACUGUUUCUCUUGGCUCAUAGAACUCUUUCAGGGAGCAAUAAAAAUAAUUUCUGAAAAAAUGAAAUUUUUCUUUAGCUGUUAAAUCUCAUCGGGCAUUGUUUACCCUUAUUUGUUCUUUGUGAAUCUUUAUUUUGACUUUUAAAAUGUAAUAAAAAUAAUUUGCGAGUUGUA
Esox lucius (northern pike) is the source of this 4240-nucleotide messenger RNA. RefSeq names its product PHD finger protein 19 (gene phf19). Gene Ontology annotation, molecular function: chromatin binding; DNA binding. The record is from RefSeq and is a predicted model, not a curated record. The transcript has 15 exons. Gene Ontology annotation, cellular component: nucleus. The coding region runs from base 196 to 1881 and encodes 561 amino acids. Lineage: Eukaryota; Metazoa; Chordata; Actinopteri; Esociformes; Esocidae. Gene Ontology annotation, biological process: regulation of DNA-templated transcription; chromatin organization.